This is a messenger RNA of Blepharisma stoltei, 1688 nucleotides long. NCBI's taxonomy places the organism in Eukaryota, Ciliophora, Heterotrichea, Heterotrichida, Blepharismidae. The record is from the annotation of a GenBank genome assembly.
AUGGCCGUAAGGAAACCAGUUGAUGAGUGGACCUUGAUCUUGCAGAAGCAAGCUGAGUACAAUAAACUUCACGAAAUGGAACAGAAAAACAAGUAUCUCCAAGACCAAGAAGAUCUCCGCAGAGGCUUAGAAUAUCAGCAGCAACUCACUUCCCCAUUGGUUAGCGAGCAAAAAAAUAUUACUCAUUAAAUUUAAAUUAAUAACUUUUUCAGAUUAUAAAAAUCCAAAUUUGCAAAGAAAAUUUUCUCAAAAAUUAUUUUUAAAAGCCAAGCUUUUAAAAUUUAAUAUUAUUAUAAUAAUAAUAAUUUAUUUAUUAAAUAUAGUUUAUCCCAAUAGAUUUAGAUUAAACAUUUGCUAGUAAUGAAGGAGGCUUAAUUUCCAAUAAUAAAGAUCAUGCUCGCUAAACAACUGGGAGUCAGAGAUCUCCAGAAAAGGCAGGAGCAGGAAGAAAGAGACCGUGAGGCGCGCGAAGUAUCUUUAAGGGCUAAUUGGUUUAAAGAUCAAGAAAACACCAAAAAACAACAAGAAGCAAUGAUAAAAAAGCAAAUGGCUGACGACCUCCUGAAUCACCAAAAUUUACUUAAACAAAGAGAAAUCGAAGAAAAAAACCGCAUCCUUAUGGAAGAGCAGGAAAGAAUCCGCAUUGCCCAAAGGAACCUUGAAGAAGAAGCUAAGCGAAAGCUUGAAAAGAAAAUGCAGUGGCAGCAGGAGCAGCAAGCAAUGAUGCAGUUCCGUGAAUAUCAAGAACAGCAGAAAAAUCAAGCUGAAAUGAACCAAAAAAUGGUAGAUGUCGAGCUUCAGCGACAGAGAAAAGAAAGAGAAGAGCAAAAAGAGCAGGAUUACCGAGAAUACUACAGAAGGCUAAACGAUAACCAACUUAACCGAGCUAAAGCUUUUAGUCAAGCUUUACAAAAACAGUCAGAAAAAGACAUCGAAAGAAACCAAUGAAUCAAUAAAAAUGUGGAUUCAUACAACCAGCAGCUUGCCAGAAAAGAAGAAUACGAGCGACAAAUAGAUUAAUUAAGUUAUAGUCUUUACCUCUAUAUAGAUUUCUUUAUCAAAUAAAAUGUAAUAAACCCAAAAAUCCCGAGGGUAUGAGGGAAGGACUGCCGGAUAAGUCGCCAUUUUAUUUGUGUGAGCAACAAAUAAGGAAUAUGAACUCGCGAUCAUUAAAUCAGACUCUUAAAUCACAAAUUGAAACUAAAGAAAUGCAAAAACAAUAUGCUCAAGAAGAAUUUAAAAGAAUGCAAGAUGAGGUGACACAGAGAAUAGAAAUCAGCAGAAAGCUGGAGCAAGAAAGAGAAAACCAAAAGGCUUUGCAAAAGCAGUUAUAUCGGGAGCAGCUUGCAAUGCAAAUGUCAAUGAAUAAUGACUUGAGAAUGAGCCAGUUUAAGCUGUCAGAAGCUGAGAAAGUGAUGAAUAAAGGAAUUUUGGAUGAAUCAAUUGGAGGAAAAAGAUUCCAAAGAGGAGCGAAUGAAAUAUUGAAGCCGCAAAGCUCGUUUACAACAAAAAAUUUAUCAUACGACGAAAAUGCGAAAAAUUUCUUUGGGGCAGAUAGCUCAGUUCCUGAUGUGAGAAAGUCAAGAGAGUAUGGAGACAGAAAAAGAUUUAACCCUAUUACAGGUGUGGAAUAUCCACCACCUAUGCCAAAUUCAAGAACGUCUUUAAGGGCUGGAUUAAAAAUAUAA